AUGUCGCUAAGGAGAGACCACUACGUCGGAGACGAAGCACAAGCCAAGCGUGGUGUCCUGGCUCUCAAGUACCCUAUCGAGCACGGCAUCGUGACGAACUGGGACGACAUGGAGCGGAUCUGGCACCACACUUUCUACAACGAGCUGCGCGUAUCGCCCGAAGAGCAUCCGGUUCUGCUUACAGAAGCGCCACUGAAUCCGAAGGCCAACCGCGAGCGCAUGACACAGAUUAUGUUCGAGACGUUCGGAGUGCCAGCGAUGUAUGUGGCGAUUCAGGCGGUGCUCUCGCUGUAUUCCUCCGGCAGAACUACAGGCAUUGUCAUGGAUUCGGGAGAUGGCGUGUCGCACACAGUUCCCAUCUACGAGGGAUACGCACUUCCCCAUGCCAUUGCACGCCUGGAUCUUGCUGGCCGUGACCUUACCGAAUACAUGAUGAAGAUCAUGACGGAGAGUGGCUACUCCUUCAGCAACAGCGCCGAACGAGAGAUCGUGCGAGACAUCAAGGAGAAGCUUUGCUACAUCGCCCUGGACUUCAACAGUGAGCUGAAGUCUGCAGCGGAGAGCAGCGAUGGUGCGAAGACCUAUGAGUUGCCGGAUGGGAACAUUGUCUCUUUGCACAGCGAGCGCUUCCGCUGCCCAGAG
Molecule: messenger RNA, 642 nt
Organism: Symbiodinium necroappetens
Lineage: Eukaryota; Dinophyceae; Suessiales; Symbiodiniaceae
Source: the annotation of a GenBank genome assembly